UGUUGUAGCUAACAACCAUUACUCCAGCCUCAGUAAAAGAUGGUCUAUAGUGAUUAACCUAUCAAAAGGCUGGAGUAUUUUGUGCUCAACCAUGGACCCAUCAACGCUAGCGUUGAGAGGUAACUUUAUUUGCUCGCCGAUACUCAGGGUUCUACAAACACACUCAAAUCCUCUGCUUUGCAUCGGCCUUGCAUACUCAUGAAACCUCAUCGCUAUCUCGAGGCCGACACCUCUGGAUCGGCAAAGCGCAGGUAUCAGAAGAAGCUGCGACAACGGCCGCACGCGCUUGCAAACAAGAAGUUUUCCAUCUUUAGUCAGCCUUCUCUGCGGUCACUGAAACCGUCGCCGCGCAAAAAACUCGAGAACGAGCGCGCACCAAGCCUUUGGAUCCUGCCUCGCGACAUCGACUUCCGCAGCACAGAGCAUGGAGUAGUACACCCCAGUGCGAGUUUUCUGGGUCUUCCAGCAGAACUUCGACAAUGUAUUCUUCUUUUGUCCUAUCAAUUCCAACCAGUACCGGAAACCAAGUUCGGGCCACGCGACAAGAAGCUACAUAUGAGGAAGCGACACACGGAAUCGCGAAGACUGCUUACGGACCAAGAAUAUUUCAACAUGUGUGGGGUGAACGAUCGCAUUGCGGAGCUAUGUCGGGUGUGCAGAGUCGUGUGCGAAGACAUGCAAUAUGUGGGCAAGCAGUGGCGGAGCGCUGCUGAAUCAUCUAUACUCAAGAAGAUCGAUGUCGAUGCAUUCGAGUCCCCGGGCUAUACUCUGGUCCAGGGCCCCGUGUACAGUGUCAAAAAAGCCGUAGUCAUUCAAGGGAACGACCGGCAUUUGAGGGGAAGAAGGCCGGGCAAAUGCUGGUAUUGCACAGAGCGCCAUGUAGCAGGUCAGCCUAGGUGUCCGAUGGCGACAACAGACUCGCAAAGAUGGAUGCAAGAGACGAGAGCAAUCGGUGGCUGGAGAAGCAGGGUACACACGAGCGGCCUAUUUCAAGGAACGAGGGUGGUGUUUGGUGACUAGGGACUUGCGAAAGCUUGCCUUCACCUCGAGAGCAGAGCGCCGUCUUCACCGAGCGUUGCCUAUUCAACCCAUCGAACAAUAGCAAACGGCCCCUAACCUUUCUGGCAUAUGACUCUUCCUCCUCAAACUUCCUUUGACCUGCAAAUAGUACCUUCGAACGCCUUUCUUGUUACAAAGUCUUUGUUCUAUCCCGGUCUGCCCAGACUUGACUUCGCCAGAUCAUGUCAGAAACCAAUGCUUUCUCCUUCUCGGGAGUGAACUUCCCUCAAUUCAACUCUACGGAAGCAAACUUGCGAACAGAGAUAGCGACGCUUCACCGUGAGAAAUUCGCACUGCAGCGCAACAUACGACAGCUCGAAGACGCAAAGGGCAUAGCGCAAACGCUAUCCGAUGCCAAGGUUCAAGUCCAGGAGGCUCAAAGGGAGACGAAGCGCGCAGAAGCCGCUGAAAAAGUUGCCCGCGUGGCACUUGCCA
Molecule: messenger RNA, 1494 nt
Organism: Boeremia exigua
Lineage: Eukaryota; Fungi; Ascomycota; Dothideomycetes; Pleosporales; Didymellaceae
Exons: 1
Coding region: 199-1020 (273 amino acids)
Source: RefSeq, a predicted model, not a curated record